AUGUCAUCCAUUGGUGGAAAGGCAGAAGGGAAUGUUAGUAAUGAUCCCAGUGAUAUAGGCUUGGCCCUAGGAGGGAGUAUGACAUCUGAUGGGGCUGAAAGCACCCUUGCCAGUCAACCUCUAGCUGAAUUCCUUACACAGUUGGAAGAAUAUGCACCCACAAUCCCAGAUGCAGUUACUGCUUAUUACAUGAACGCUGCAGGGUUUGAGGCCUGUGACCCCCGCAUUCUGCGUCUCAUCAGUCUCGCUGGUCAAAAGUUCAUCUCAGACAUUGUUAACGAUGCACUACAACACUGCAAGCUCCGAUCUGCUGCUCAAGUGAAAACUAAAGGUGGGAAGGACAAACGCUUUGUUCUCACAAUGGAAGAUCUUGUACCUGCCUUGGCUGAGCAGGGAAUCCAAGUCAAGAAGCCACAUUAUUUCAUCUGA
Messenger RNA from Darwinula stevensoni, 429 nucleotides. The record is from the annotation of a GenBank genome assembly. NCBI's taxonomy places the organism in Eukaryota, Metazoa, Arthropoda, Ostracoda, Podocopida, Darwinulidae.